Scophthalmus maximus (turbot) is the source of this 1921-nucleotide messenger RNA. Its product is annotated as protein ALTERED PHOSPHATE STARVATION RESPONSE 1-like. Lineage: Eukaryota; Metazoa; Chordata; Actinopteri; Pleuronectiformes; Scophthalmidae. The transcript is spliced from 2 exons. The record is from RefSeq and is a predicted model, not a curated record. Bases 151 to 927 code for a protein of 258 amino acids.
UUGGCUACGGAGUGAGUCAUCCACAAUAGACCAUCUUUGAGCACGUCCUCUUCCGGCUCAGAAAUGUGACGUAUAGGGCGCAAAUAUACAAGGGAGGUCUUUGUAGUAAGUUGAGACGCUUCAGCCGCAGCGCGUUCCACCGGAGAGAAGAUGCACAACUGGCAGGAGAACGAAAUCAAAGAACUUCUGACCAUCCGGGGGUCGGAGGCGAUCCGCUUCCAGAUCACGGGCACGGUGAAGGACUCGGUCGUGUACAGCAGGAUCACCAAGCGGCUGGCGGAGCGCGGGGUGUUCAGGUCACACAUGCAGGUGAUCAGCAAGCUGAAGGCGCUGAGGAAGCAGUACCUCAAGUACCACCAGCAGAAGCUCCGCUGCGGGAGCGACCGCGUCGACUGGCCGUUCUACGAGCAGUGCCACCGGGUGUUCGGGAAUGCCUCCAUGGCGCACUCGGUGAAACAGCAGAGUCCUUCGCCUCCGCCGGUCGCCUCGCCGCCGCCGCCGUCGCCCUCGCCGCCGCCGCCACCUCCCACUCCUCCGCCGCCGCCGCCGCCGGCGUCCGCCCUCAGCGACGAGCACCAUGAGGUCGUGGUCGGCCUCUGGGACGAAGUUGACAAACACCUGGGUCCGGUGGAGCCGGAGGACGACGACGACCAGUACAGUCCGGCAGAGCAGCUGCACACCAUGAACACCCACAUGAACUCUGGAAAAUUGUGUCCAGACAUUUUCCGGAGUUUGACUUUCACACAUGACGAACACAGCAGGACAUUGUUGGAGGCGUUCACUCCAACAGGAACAUUUCUGGAACAUUCUGUGGCGUCCGUGUCGAGCAGCGGGAGGCAGGACAUGACGAUAAUUCCUGCUGAGGGAGGCAGAGUUUUGUUUAUAGUCAUCAACACACCCACUCGCUCACUGCAAAUUUUCCAGUGAUUUUCCUGCUGUAUUCUUCCAUGGGCUCAAUCGGACAUUUUCCGGAGUUCAUGUCUGAAAACCGUUUAAGCUGAACCAGCUGUCACAACCAGACCAGACCGAGGGCCUGAGCAGCUCCAGGGACAACUUUCCACACAGUUCACUGUGGUGGCUGCUGAGCCUGGUGUCUACAUCAGCUGCCGCAGCAGCACGUCUACGGAGUCCUAUGAGCUCCUAUGGCAAGAACAGUCACACCAGGGAAAAAGUAAAACUCACAUGCAGUCUGACAAAAAGUCCGGCUUUACGUUUUAAAGCCUUUGUAAAUGAGGAAGCAUUUGCCACUAUGCCUUGUUGAAGACAUGUAGUUACUCCUUCUUCCCUUCACAACUUUUAAAAUGAUGUUUAGUUAUUUAUCAUGUUUGAUUUGCAUAAAUCCUCUGAAGAUAACGUCAUGAUUAUGUUAGUACAAGUUUUUUUUUAAAGACGAGGAGCAGCUGAGUUUCUCCUGACUUCGAUGAGGCAUACGGUCGUUUUAAUUAUAUUUAGAGGCAGCAGUGUACAGUUUCAUUUGGUCCAGUAGGUUUAACCUGAAAAAAUCCACGUGACAAACGACAAUAAAACGUAGCGUUGUAUCAGUCGUGGGUAAACGUGAGCGUGCUCUCUGCAGUUUCCUGAUGACGGAGUAGUGUUUGUGUUUAAAUGAUAGUUCUACCACACAUAAAUUCUUGUUGCCAUUAGAAAAUACAAACAUUCAAAAAAAUCUGCUGUACUUUUAAGCCUGUUAUUACAUUAAAGUGAAUAUGUUGUGUCCAUACUCUGAUCUCAUGAGAACAAAGGCUUUGUUAUAGGUGGAGUUGUCUCAACUCCAGCACGUUGGGUUUGAAAAGAAGAAAGGAAAGAUGUUAUGAAAGUCAGAACUUGAAGCUCCUUGCUUUAAAAAAACAACAAAUACGAGACCUAUCAGUGACGGGUUGCAUUUUGUCUCUGGUUCCGCAGCAUACAAGGUUCCCACUAA